AUGAGGAUGCUUUUGCUAUUGGGACUAGUAGCAGUAGCUCUCUGUGAGCCAGUUCGAUAUGACGGGAAUCAAGUUUUCCGCCUGAAGCCCAUGAGUGAUGAAGAUGUGUCAUUUAUUAAGAGACUGAGUGAAACCAUAAAGAUAGACUUCUGGAGUCCUGCUAGUGCUGACCUGGUCGUGGUUAACUCUGAUGUUGAUAUCCAUGUUCCAGCUUCUUACACUGACAUGAUCUCACUUAGGUUGUGGCAGAGGGGCAUGCAAUAUAAGGUGAUAAUUAAGGACCUUCAGAGUUCUGUGGAUGCUCAGACUAACACUAGGGCGCAGGUCAUUGCUCACAGCUACACCAAGUACAACAGAUGGUCAACGAUUGAGACCUGGAUCAGCUCCAUCACUUUAGCCAACCCUGCACUGGUUAGCAGCACGGUCAUUGGAAAGACAUACGAAGGGCGAUCCAUGUACCUACUCAAGAUCGGAAAGAAUACUGGCAUCACCAAACCUGCCAUCUUCAUGGACUGUGGCAUCCACGCCAGAGAGUGGAUCUCCCCAGUUUACUGCCAGUGGUUUGUCAAAGAGGCUGUGUCCACUUAUGGAACCAACGCUCAGAUGACCAAACUGCUGGACACAAUGGAUGUCUUUGUGCUGCCUGUAUUUAAUGUGGAUGGUUACGAGUAUAGCUGGAAGACGGAUAGGAUGUGGAGGAAGACACGCUCUGUCAGAACCGGCACCAGAUGUAUUGGUGCUGACCCCAACCGAAACUUCAAUGCUGGAUGGUGCACUUUGGGAGCAUCCACUAACCCAUGCAGUGAUGUAUACUGUGGCAUUUCGGCUGAGUCUGAGAUUGAGGUGAAGAAUGUGGCAAACUUCAUCCGGAAAAACAAGUCCAUCCUUAAAGCCUACAUCACAAUCCACUCGUACUCCCAGCUGCUCCUUUUCCCCUACUCCUACAAAUAUGACCUGGCCUUGGACAAUGCUGAACUGAUGAGUGUGGCAAAGGGAGCAUCGGAGGCGUUACAAAGUCUGUAUGGUACACCCUAUAAUAUCGGCCCCGGAGCCACGACCAUCUACCCUGCCUCUGGUGGAUCUGAUGAUUGGGCGUAUGAUCUGGGAGUGAAGUAUUCAUACACAUUCGAGUUGCGUGAUACUGGCCUUUACGGGUUCCUGCUACCGGAGUCUCAGAUCCAACAAACCUGUAAGGAGACCAUGCUGGCUGUCAAGUACAUUGCUACCUAUGUGCUGAACAAGCUGUAAGAGGAAGCACCUUAAAGAAAGUUCUCAUAUUUUUAGAAAUGGAAAACGAGCGUGUGUUAGA
Molecule: messenger RNA, 1309 nt
Organism: Trichomycterus rosablanca
Lineage: Eukaryota; Metazoa; Chordata; Actinopteri; Siluriformes; Trichomycteridae
Product: carboxypeptidase B-like
Exons: 11
Coding region: 1-1248 (415 amino acids)
Biological process (GO): proteolysis
Molecular function (GO): metallocarboxypeptidase activity; zinc ion binding
Source: RefSeq, a predicted model, not a curated record